AUGUAUGACCGCAUUGAUACAACGGCGGACUUGAACUUCACUUUGGGCGUAGAGACGAACGUUACCUACGUUGAGUACGUCUUCGGAAAGGCAGUCAUCAAUCUGCUGGAAUUGAUCGGCGGCUUGAUAACUAUUAUUACGAAUAUAUUCAUUUUGGCAGCAUGCGCGAAGAUUAAACGCCUUACAAAAGAAGUCGUCAUGCUCAUUGGCUUCUCGGUCGGCAAUGUUGUCAUGAGCAUCGGCUACAUCUGCGCGGCGGGAAGAUGGUACUACGUGUAUUUCAGCGGACACUGGCUGAUGAAGAGAUCGGAGUGCAUCGUCCAGAGCGUACACAUAACCAUGUUUCACAUAGGCGAAAAAUUCACGCUCACACUGAUCGUGCUCAUUUCGGUGGAUCGUCUAGUGGCUAUCCUGUCCACCAAAUUCUACAGUAAACUGUGUAAGAAGACCAUCAUCAAAAGCGUGAUCGCUACUUCGUUGUGUUCCACUGUCGACUACAUAGUCAGCUUUUUCAUUGUCUACUUCGCCGGCCGCCACGACAAGGCGAUAUCCGCGAACUGCGAUCAUGAGGCCGUGCUCGGACCGCUACUUUUCGACGUCCACAUCGGCGUCCUGUUGGCUGCCAGCUACUCAAGCAGCAUCAUCUACUUGAUCGCGCUGACACUGACCACAUGCCACAGGCACGUCAGCGGCGAAUGGAGGGCAGCGCGUCUGAAGCGCCAGGCGACGAUCACUAAGCGAGUAGGUUUCCUGAUCAUCACCGAGUUCAUCUUCCUCGCCAUCCCGUUCACAUUCUUUUGCUUCAACCAUCAUUCAGUGCUGUUGACGAGGCUGUGUGACUACUGCUGGAUAGUCAGUUCGUACGGCCUAUGCAUCGAAGUGAUCAUUUGCUGCUUUCACAACCCAGACAUCAAGAAAGCACUCGCCAAGAUGGCAGCGGCCGGAUCGCGUCUACAAACCAGAGUUCGGUGCGGCAAGCUUGAGUUCGUGAUAGUCGUCAUGAAUAACGUCGUCGUCUUCGUCUGUGCCGUGGUUCUCCUCUAUCUGCACAGCGCCAGCUGCGCUCCGAGAGACACGUGCGGUGUCUCGGAAGGAAGAAAGCGAGUGUCCCUAACUGGAGCUCGAACUGGGGACCUUUCGCUUCCGAGUCCGACGCUCUACCGACCGACUAACCUCGGUCUGAAGCAACCUGUGGUAAAUUCCUUGCUCACGGGAAUUCGUAGUGAACACAAAGAUUGCAAGAUGUAG
Messenger RNA from Soboliphyme baturini, 1248 nucleotides. The record is from the annotation of a GenBank genome assembly. NCBI's taxonomy places the organism in Eukaryota, Metazoa, Nematoda, Enoplea, Dioctophymatida, Soboliphymatidae.